This is a messenger RNA of Spinacia oleracea (spinach), 3490 nucleotides long. RefSeq names its product vacuolar protein-sorting-associated protein 33 homolog. Gene Ontology annotation, biological process: vesicle-mediated transport. The record is from RefSeq and is a predicted model, not a curated record. Bases 1305 to 3092 code for a protein of 595 amino acids. NCBI's taxonomy places the organism in Eukaryota, Viridiplantae, Streptophyta, Magnoliopsida, Caryophyllales, Amaranthaceae. The transcript has 23 exons.
CACAUAUACAGUUUGGGCUGUCCCUCUAUCUCUGUGCCUCAGUUUCUCUCUCCUCCAAAUACUCUCCAAUCUCCAUUAUCUAGAAUUCAACUUCUACUCCAUAGAUAUUUCCGUCACAUACCUAACAAUUGCAAUUACAAGAGGGGUGAGGAUUUUUGUUAGACAUGGCGGUUGUGACUAGAAGCUGCAAGGUCGAUAUUUGGUAACUUAGAGCUCGUCAGAAGAGGUUCAUUUGGCGACGUCUACAAAGGGUAUGAAACUAACAAUUGCGAUCUCCCGUUCAUAGACCUAACAAUUGCAAUUACAUAUCUACAGAGAUAUACCAGGAGCAUGUGAAGAGGUAGCCGGCGAGAUAUGCGAGGAGGUAGCGUCGACUACUCAUUUGAUUUUUAUCCGCUGAAACGGUAGGAGGCUCGUUGAUAAUGGUGAAUUGGUGAUUAGAGAACUAGGAAUAUGAUGGUGAUUGGUGAACAUGCCCAGUAAUUAUUAUUAUUUUGAUUUGAAUAUUUUUAGAUGAACAAUAGUAAUUUAAGUGGGGAUGUUGAUAGUUAAAGAACACCAGAGAUAAAAUGGGUAUUAGAUUCAGAUGUAACAUUGAAGGAAGGAAGGAAUACGAAGAAGAUGAAGUAUUUUUUCAGUACGAAAAAACAACUGGUUUAAAAUUAGUUUUGAAAAAGUUAGAAAGCAAAACAGUAAUCAGUUCCCCGUUUUGUAAAAACUAAAAACUCAAAACAUAAAAUGAUACCGAACAUACCCUCAGUUAGCGGUUUUGUACUGGUUUUUUUUUUGAAAAAUAAAUCGGGUUUUUUUUACUGACGUAGACGAUAUGGUGAGAAUUAAGUUAAAAAGUGACGUAUUUUGAGAAUUUAACGUUUUUUAAGCAAUAUUGAAGAAAAUCGCUCAUUUACGAGAAGAUAGUUAUUUUGUGCAUUUUGUUAAACGUAAGUAUUGUCAAAUUAGUUGAGUUCCCAGAGGUUUAGAUUAUUGAUCCAACUCCUCGUCGGAAAACACCAUCAAACUCGUAACACCCUCAGUCCCUCACUACUCCAUCUUUCUCCUCUCUCACGUCCACCAUAACCACAAUAUUUCAUUUAUUCACUGGCGCAAAACCAAUAGGUGCCGUCGCCAUUCCUUCACUCGCCGGAGUUGGCCGCCAUAGCAGAGCUAGCCGCCUAGCUGCCGUUCAUUCUUUCGUACAAGGUUGACGCAAUUCGCGACGUUCCUCCAUCCAACGGAGGCGAUACAGAACUACUCAUCGCCGGUAACUAAUUCGGUAUUUAAUAUAGAGGGGGACUCUUGUGUUAAUGGCUCAAAUUCCUAAUUUAGAUAAUGCUCCCAUUAAUCUAGCUUCUCUCAGAGAGCAAUCGCAGAAAGAGCUGUUAACUAUCCUUAAAAAUAUUCGUGGGAAAAAAUGUCUCGUUAUUGAUCCGAAGCUCAGUGGUUCUCUCUCACUUAUUGUACAGACUGCACUUCUUAAGGAACAUGGGGUAGAAUUGCGACAUUUGUCAGCUGAACCACUACAAACUGAAUGUACAAAAUUAGUGUACCUUGUGUCUGAUCAACUUGCAACGACGCGACAUAUAUCCUUGCAUAUUCAUGACAACACAUCAAAGGGAUUACAAAAGGAGUAUUAUCUUUACUUUGUUCCUCGACGUUCUGUAGCAUGCGAGCAGAUACUGAAAGAGGAAAAGGUACAUGAUUUAUUUACGAUUGGAGAAUAUCCAUUAUACAUGGUUCCACUUGAUGAGGAUGUGAUAUCUUUUGAACUUGACUUUGCAUACAAGGAGUGCCUAGUUGAUGCUGAUACAAGCUCUCUUUGGCAUAUUGCAAAAGCCAUUCACAGGCUUGAGUUUUCAUUCGGUUUGAUACCAAAUGUGAGGGCAAAAGGCAAGGCUUCGCUUGAUGUUGCAGAGAUUUUGGACAGGAUGCAGACGGAAGAGCCAGUCAACAUAGAUAACGUGUUACCGGAUAUAAAUACACUGAUCUUGCUAGAUAGAGAGGUGGACAUGAUAACUCCUAUGUGUACUCAGUUAACUUAUGAAGGCCUGUUGGACGAGUUGCUACACGUGAAUGAUGGGGCUGUGGAGCUGGAUGCAUCUAUUAUGGGUGCCCAGCAGGAAGGGAAAAAGGUCAAAGUACCUCUAAAUUCAAGUGACAAGCUUUUAAAGGAGACUCGGGACCUCAAUUUUGAAGUUGUUGUCCAGGUCUUACGCCAAAAGGCAACAUCCAUGAAGCAAGACUAUACUGACAUAACAACGAAUAAUCAAACAGUAUCUGAACUGAAGGACUUCGUCAAAAAGCUUAACUCCUUGCCAGAGAUGACUAGGCACAUAAAUCUUGCUCAGCAUUUGUCCACAUUGACAUCUAAGCCAUCAUUUCUUGGGCGUCUCGACAUGGAACAUACUAUUGUGGAAUCUGAGAGCUAUGACAUAUCUUUUGAGUAUAUUGAAGAAAUGAUUCACAAGCAGGAACCUCUUGCCAGUGUUCUUCGGCUUCUCAUCUUGUUUUCAGUUACAAAUUCUGGAUUACCCAAGAGAAAUUAUGACUAUUUGAGGAGAGAGAUACUUCACAGCUAUGGGUUUGAGCACAUGGCCACACUGAAUAAUCUGGAAAAGGCAGGGUUUUUCAGAAAACAGGAAAUGAGAAGCAACUGGUUGACCGUCAAACGAGCUCUGCGUCUUGUGGUUGAAGAUACUGAUACAGCCAACCCCAACGAUAUUUCUUAUGUCUUCUCUGGAUAUGCACCACUUAGUGUACGUCUGAUACAGCAAGCCAUUAGAUCUGGAUGGCGUCCCAUUGAAGAAAUAUUAAAGCUACUACCUGGACCACACUUUGAAACCAAAAGAGGGGGACUAUCAAGGGCCUCGUCAUUGGAGUCACUGACAGGAGGAUCAGCUAAUGUUGACAAAGCGGCUUCUGGUAGACGCUCUGUAGUACUGGUUGUCUUCAUAGGUGGGGUGACAUUUGCUGAGAUAUCUGCUCUCCGCUUCCUCAGUUCUCAGGAACUCAUGGAAUAUGACAUAAUCAUCGCUACAACAAAAGUAGUCAAUGGCCAGACACUACUAGAUCCAUUUGUGGAAAAGCUGUCAUGAGAUGUCCUCUGCUGUGAUGACUGAUGAGGCAGGCAGAGAUGCAUUCAUUGAGAUCACUUCUUUGUUGUGAUGAUUCACUAGUUUGUUUUUCCUGUUCCGAAAAUUUUGUUGAUUCUGUAAAUGAUAGUGAUUCAAAAAUACAAAACAGAUUUUAUAUCACUUUGAAUGUGAGAACAGAGUUUUUGUUCAAUUGGCAGCUGCAUCAAAUUUUAAUUGCCAGUAUAUGAGCGAGCCAUGUUUAUCAGCGAGAAGUUGGAUCAUCACCAUGAUUUUUAGAAGAAUACUCCAGGUUUUGUUUGAUAAACUGUAUUCAUACUAACACUUCUCCCAAUCGACAAGGAUUACAGUUCUAGGCAGUGGGAAUGAGAUAAGAGUAAUCGGAAAAUUUAUCUGCUUUA